UUCGAGACGUGUUUACAAACAAAGAAAUGUAUAUCAAAAAACCUACACAGCGUCUGCAACAUAUUGCCUGUCCAUUCAUUCAAUAUUCAAUUUUAUUGACUGAAACAUUUUUCUCGCAAUUUUUGUAAUUAUCUCAAUUCUAAUGCCUUUAAAAACUUAUGAAUAAUUUUAUUGUGGUCAAAGCAGCUUUAACCUAAUAGCUAAGGUAGCAGAUAAUUGGCAUUAUGGUGUGAGAUUUACACGAAUUAUUUUUUUUCGGGGUGUUGGAAGGUCGUGGUGGUCACCAUGAAGCGCCAGAACGUCCGUACUUUAUCCCUGGUUGUGUGUACAUUUACAUAUUUGCUCAUCGGCGCUGCAGUAUUUGAUGCCUUGGAGUCUGAAACUGAGAGUAAGAGAUGGGAAGUUUUAUCCGAUAUGAGAAAUGGCUUAAUCCGUAGAUACAAUAUAACGCCAGAGGACUACCACAUGAUAGAAAUAGUUAUCAUAGAGAAUAAGCCUCACAAAGCAGGUCCGCAGUGGAAGUUUGCAGGCGCAUUCUAUUUUGCCACAGUGGUCUUGGCUAUGAUUGGCUAUGGGCAUUCUACCCCUGUUACUUAUGGCGGGAAAGCAUUUUGUAUGGCUUAUGCUAUGGUUGGAAUACCUCUCGGCUUAGUAAUGUUCCAGAGUAUAGGUGAGAGAUUGAAUAAGUUUGCGUCAGUUGUCAUAAGACGAGCAAAAUGCUACCUACGAUGUAACACCACAGAGGCCACUGAGAUGAAUCUCAUGUUUGCUACCGGGAUGCUGUCAUCCAUUAUUAUAACUACAGGUGCAGCCGUGUUCUCGCGCUACGAAGGCUGGAGCUACUUCGAUAGCUUUUAUUACUGCUUUGUAACACUCACUACCAUCGGCUUCGGGGAUUAUGUCGCUUUACAAAAUGAUCAAGCAUUGACCAGCAAGCCAGGUUAUGUGGCUCUGAGCUUGGUGUUCAUACUCUUUGGACUGGCGGUAGUUGCUGCCAGCAUCAACUUGCUUGUUCUAAGAUUCAUGACUAUGCAAGCAGAAGACGCGGCCCGUGAUGAGGAAGAUAAAGAUGGUUCUAGAACUCUUCUCCCAAUAGAUGAACAUCCCAUCAUGGGCAGACAGAGGUCUCAUGAUGAUCAGGCAUCGGUAUGUUCCUGCAACUGCCUCGGCAACAAGCAGUGUGAGGGCGGAGCCCUGCUGCAGCCGGCGCCGCGCCCGCACCGCCUGCGGCGCCGCGUCUCACUCGCGUUAGCCCCCGAACUCAUCGAGAGAGCUUCUGUCUGAGUGUAUCACAGGCUUUAAAUGGAAAAAAGGUAUAAAUAAAGUGAGAACAUAUUGUAUGUAUGUUAAAAUUACAGUUUGCGCCAAAUCAGCUACUGCCUUCACAAUUCUAAGAAUAAAAUACAAACAUCCGAAUUGAGAACCUCAUGAACUGAUGACCUCAUGACCUGAUGCACUGUCUCAUGGAAUGGCUAAGUUCAGAAUUGCAAAGUAAUUUUGGUGCGAACUGCACAUAAUUAUGUAUUUGGAAUCUUUUGAAGCUGCAUGUGUAUAUGGUAAAGCACAAAAUAGGUUUUUUUUGUUAUUGUUUUUUUAAGAGAAUAUAUUAGUUACUGCUGUUUAUUCUGGAAGCUAAUAUCUAUUUAGUCCUUCUUACUUACUAUACUUAAAGUGUAGGUAUUUUAUAUAUUCCUAGUUCAGUGAGUAGUUCUUUAAUUGAGCGGAGGUGAACGCAAGUUAUUUAGUAGAAUAGGAAGCAAGAAAUUGCUUAAUUAAGUACAUAUUAUGUGAUUUUAUUACAAGUGAGUAUUACGCCAGUCUUUAAAUGUAUACUUAAAAUGAAAUCUUCCUUUAGAGUUGUGGAAAUAGAUGUUGUCUGUUUUGUGCCAACAUUUUAGAAUUUAAGUUUAAAGUUAUAAGGACAUUUUUCGCCUUUUUGUAAAGAUUGACUACUUUCGAACAAUUCUAAGUCCUUGUAUUGGGUUGUAAGUUGAAUUUCCACCGUACAGUUCAAAAUAAGCUAUGUGUGAGUCCCUUUGAGUUCAAUAAAGGUAUGUCAUAGAAUGAAUGAUCGAAAAGAACUAGUCAUACUUUUUCUCAGUAGCUUUAUGUCACUAUUUUUGCAUUACGUGUACGAGGGUAGGAUUCGAAUCUGUUAGCUUACUACAUAUUUAUAUCCAUAGCUUACAAAGCAAUACUCAUAACAGUUAUACAUGUACAAGUCAACUUACCUAUUUAUUUAUUUUAAGUAGAUUUAGGUAGGUACAUAGGUAUUAACCAAAAUAUGUUUUACAAUAAAAUGUACAGUCAGCUUCAAAAGCAGCUGAACAAAUGACGAUAUUCAAAACUGCUAAACACCGUGGCGUCGAUAACUAACCAAGUUAUUCAUCGACUUAAGUUUAGGACGUUAAGAAGAAGACUACGUUUUUAAGCACUUUUGUAAAUUUUGAUUUGUUCAGCUACUUUUGACGUUGACCGUGCGUGCUGAUCACAUUUUAUUAAUCAAAAGUCAGAAAAACACAAGAUUUAUGAAAAUAGUCGUAAGUCACAUAGACUACCUACUUUAUAAUGUAUAAGGUUAUAGUGCCAAGACUUUUAUAUGAAAUCUUUUGAUGUAACUUGUAAUAUUUCAAAUAUUGUAGAAUUGUCUACUGUAUGAUGCAUAAUCAUCAGUGCACUUGUAUUUUAAAUGAUGAUGAUACUUGAUGUCGCUGAAAUUUUCCCACCAUAUUUCAGCAAAUGGCAUUGUCCUAAAACCAUGAAAGUCCAGAGCUAAAGAUACAUUUCCUGAUAGCAAUCUUUUAAUAAAAGUAAAUAAAGUAUGAGCUGUUCUCUGAGUCUCAUGGGAAUUCCUAUCCCAAAAAGUACCUAUCUCAGCUAUCAGUGUGCCUAACUUCAUUUAAAUCGGUUCAGUUGUUUUGGCCUGAAAGCGCGACAGAGUUACCUUCACGUUUAAUGGUAGCAAUAAUACAUCACUUCGCAAAUCUAAUUGAACAGUUACAGUACCUGCCUAUAGUUUUGCUGAAAAAUUGUGGGAACUUAAACUAGUCAUAGUACCUAAGUAUAACGUCACACGGAUUUCCGUUAUUUACCAAAGAUUUUGUGUAUAAUUUUAAGUGAAAUUGCACUGUUUCGAUAUUAAACUGUGAUAUGAUUUUGAUCUCACAUUUAUUUAAGUUUAUUUUAUUGUCGACACGACAGUGAACGCCUUAACACUCGCCAUGUUAUUUGUAAAUUAUUAUUACAUUUGUAUUACAAUAUAUUAUAUGUGUUCGAUGUAAUUAAUAAACGUUUUUGUAAUUA
Helicoverpa armigera (cotton bollworm) is the source of this 3303-nucleotide messenger RNA. It is a transcript of the gene Task7, whose product is annotated as potassium channel subfamily K member 9. The coding region runs from base 286 to 1284 and encodes 332 amino acids. Lineage: Eukaryota; Metazoa; Arthropoda; Insecta; Lepidoptera; Noctuidae. Gene Ontology annotation, cellular component: plasma membrane. The transcript is spliced from 8 exons. Gene Ontology annotation, molecular function: outward rectifier potassium channel activity; potassium ion leak channel activity. The record is from RefSeq and is a predicted model, not a curated record. Gene Ontology annotation, biological process: stabilization of membrane potential; potassium ion transmembrane transport.